Molecule: messenger RNA, 252 nt
Organism: Apiotrichum porosum
Lineage: Eukaryota; Fungi; Basidiomycota; Tremellomycetes; Trichosporonales; Trichosporonaceae
Exons: 3
Coding region: 1-252 (83 amino acids)
Source: RefSeq, a predicted model, not a curated record
AUGGCAAUCGUCACCAUCUUCCACCUGGGUUCAGAGGUCGCCCAUGAUGUCCUCAGUGCCGCGCACGAUGCCGUCUUUCAGUGCUUGACAAGUGCACUGCACAACAAGUUCUGCCUGCGUACCCAAGAGGGACGGUACACGAGCCGCUUCUCGAUUGCGACGUUUGACUUUCUGGAGCAAGACGUCGAGGCCGAGAUCAAGACUGUCCUCUCCCGACACUGUCACUGCCGCCCCUCCAUGUCCUAUGACUAG